UUAGCAUCUCCCCUGUCGUAGCUUUGUUUGUCUUCAAAUCUCUCUCUGACUUUUUAUUUACUAUUGUGCCCCUCCCUCUUUCUUUCUUCCCGCAUUAGAGAUCCAUAGUCUCCAAUAAGGGUUUUAAUAACACCAUUCUCUCCGGUCGUCUUCUCCGAUCCGAUUCUCUUCUUCAGCUGCCUGUCAUUGCUUUGUACUCUCUGCAGAGAAAUUGAUCGUUUCAUAGUAGUUCGUUUCCAUCGUCAAUUGCCAAUCCACUAACCACUGGCAUUUCAUUUCGUUGACUUUGAAUCUCGGCGUUCAGAGGAUUUAACCGGAGUAUAAUAAUUUAAUAUAGGAUUCAGGUGCCCCUUACUUUUUUUUUAAAUUAAUUUGGGGGAUUAGGUGGAGAAAUGUUGGGGGCUGGAUUGCAGUUUACUACGGGAGGUCGCAGGGAGGAUAGGUUUAACCACCCGGCGAAGUCUCGUAGUUUACACCAGAAUCGACAUAAUGAUCAACUGCGCAGAGCUAGGAGUGAUGUCUCUGCGAGUCAAUCGCCUUUGGUCAAGGAAAAAGUAGAUAAACAGGCGGAUAAAGAAUCCGAUAACCGGAAUGUUCUGGAGGAAUCUCCCAAGCCAGUUUCGGUGCCGGCCUUAGAACCUGUCGUUUCUCCGUUGAGUAAUUUGGAGCGGUUUUUGGAGUCUAUCACUCCAUCUGUGCCUGCUCAGUACUUAUCUAAGACCACAAUGCGGGGCUGGAGGACUUGCGAUGUGGAAUUUCAGCCAUACUUUGUACUCGGGGACUUGUGGGAGUCUUUCAAGGAAUGGAGUGCUUACGGUGCUGGAGUACCUGUACUUUUGAAUGACAGCGAUUCUGUUGUUCAGUAUUAUGUCCCAUAUCUGUCCGGUAUUCAAAUAUACGCAGAGUCAAGGAAGACGUGUUUGAAAUCGAGGAGACUGGGUGAGGACAGUGACAGUGAUUUCAGGGACUCAAGUAGUGAUGGUAGCAGUGAUUGUGAACCUGAAAGAGGACUGAAGGGCUCAAGGGAACAAUGGAAUUAUCGCCAUUUAAUUAAUGAUGUUCCUCUUAGAAUGGAUAGAAUGUCUUUGAGAGAUCAUCAUCUUCCCCUCCAAGAGGAGUUAUCUAGUGAUGAAGGAGAAUCUAUGAAUUCCCAAGGUUGCUUGCUAUUUGAGUAUCUUGAACAAGAUCUCCCUUACUGCCGGGAACCAUUAGCUGACAAGAUAUCGGACCUUGCCUUGUGUUUCCCUGAGUUGAAGAUGCUAAGGAGUUGUGAUUUGCUAUCGUCAAGCUGGAUUUCUGUGGCAUGGUAUCCAAUUUACAGGAUACCAAUGGGACCAACAUUGAAAGACCUGGAUGCGUGCUUUCUGACAUACCAUUAUCUUCAUACACCACUGGAAGGUGGACAAACUGCUCAUGCCCCGGUGGUGACAUACCCCCGUGAGAUGGAUGGCGUGCCUAACAUGUGCUUGCCUGUUUUUGGUCUUGCAUCAUACAAGUUCAAAGGAUCCUUGUGGACCCCUAAUGGGGGAUGCGAGCGCCUGUUGGCAAAUUCUCUCUUGCAGGCUGCUGACAAUUGGUUGAGAUUGCUUCAGGUCAAUCAUCCAGAUUUUGCAUUUUUCUGCCGCAGGUGAUGGAAAGAUAUGAUGGUUACAACACUCUGCCCACCACUCAACUUAAAAGCCCAAUGCUCCUGGUACAUGCUCAACUCGUGUGAGAUAAAAUCCUUUAAUUUGUGGAGAUCAAGAGGACGAUUCAGCUGCAAUAUUAUUGAUUUAUAUCCUUUAUCAUAAUUUAUUUGGAAAAAAAAAACACUCCUAAGCAGGCUUGGGAAUGGAAGGAGGAGUGGUGGUGCAAUGAGUCUCCAGAAAAAAUGAACAGAAGGAAUAGAGUUGGGGUAAGCUGCUGAAGGUUGAAAGUUACCAAUGUGAUAAAGUGGUUUGGCCUACCGUCAAGGAAAGCAAGUUGUAUCUUGCUUGUGCUUCUCAAUAUUUCUAUAUAAACCAGGCACUUUUUGUUAGUCCUGCUGAUCAGUAUGUAGCAUGUAAUAUUUCAUUUUUAAUUUCUAUAAGGUGAUUUUGAUAGGAAGAUUGUGUUGCCAAGUUUGAGCCUACCCCAGAUGUGUAAUUUAACACCAACUAUGAUAUUCAUCUGACCAAUAAUGUUUUGAAAAUUGGUUUUAGUUGACCAGUCCUUUUAGAUGAAUGGGCAGUUGCUAUUGUUUCUAA
Manihot esculenta (cassava) is the source of this 2225-nucleotide messenger RNA. RefSeq lists its product as uncharacterized. NCBI's taxonomy places the organism in Eukaryota, Viridiplantae, Streptophyta, Magnoliopsida, Malpighiales, Euphorbiaceae. The record is from RefSeq and is a predicted model, not a curated record. Bases 393 to 1631 code for a protein of 412 amino acids. The transcript has 6 exons.